Messenger RNA from Rhododendron vialii, 1950 nucleotides. Its product is annotated as putative late blight resistance protein homolog R1B-17. Lineage: Eukaryota; Viridiplantae; Streptophyta; Magnoliopsida; Ericales; Ericaceae. The transcript is spliced from 4 exons. Gene Ontology annotation, biological process: defense response to other organism. Bases 1 to 1950 code for a protein of 649 amino acids. The record is from RefSeq and is a predicted model, not a curated record. Gene Ontology annotation, molecular function: ADP binding.
AUGGUGGUGAUGCGAGAAAAGAGAAAAGCAGGUGGUGAGAGAGUUUUCGUGAAUUUGUCGAUUUCUUGGUAUUUAGUAUUCCAUCCGUUUCAUACUGAGACUACUUUGGCAAGAGAAGUUUAUGAUCAUCCUUUGACGUCACAUACCUUUGAAAUUCGUGCAUGGGUUAAUGUUUCUCAAGAUUAUGAUAAGACCAUGAAGAGGAAUUUGUUGAUUCGUAUUUUGGAAGUAGCUUCCCAAAAAAAACGUGGAGAUUACGAGAAGAGUAGUGAGGAUACAUUGGGAGAAGACACGCUCAAAUGCUUGAAGGGUAAGAAAUAUCUCAUUGUCAUGGAUGACAUAUGGGGCAUUAAAGCAUGGAAUGAUAUCCAAAGAUCACUCCCUAAGGAAUGCAAUGGCAUAUUUGGGAAGAAAUGUUGCCCACUGGAGUUGGUUGGCAUCAGUGAGCAUAUAGCAGAAAAAUGUGAAGGACUACCACUAGCGAUUGUCGCAAUAGCUGGCAUUCUGACAGUGGAAGAGAAGACACUUGACAUGUGGGAGGAAGUUUCCAGACAUUUAAGUUCUAUCAUUGCCAAAAACCAAAACGGCUGCAUGGAGAUACUAGAACUUAGUUACAAUCACCUGCCUCUUCAUUUGAAAGCGUGUUUUGUUUACAUUGGAGGAUUCCCUGAAGAUUAUGAAAUCCUCGUACGCAAGUUGAUAUGGUUAUGGAUUGCGGAGGGAUUCAUUCAACAAAGGGAAGGGGAUAAAAGCUUGGAGGACAUAGCAAAAGAUUACUUAAGCAGUCUUAUUGAUAGAAGUCUCGUAAUGGUAGCUAGGAAAAGGUCCUUUGGAGAACUUAAAGUAUGCCGUAUUCAUGAUCUUCUGCGUGAAUUAUGCUUGAAAAAAGCCGAAGAGAAUGAUUUCCUUGUGCGAAUUUACGAGGAUGAUACUUUUUCACCUUCUGCUGCAAGUAAGCGUCGGCGCCUCUUCAUUAGCAGCCAGAUCUUUUGUGAGUCUUUCUUAAGGCCUUUUUCUCGAAACCUUCGUUCUCUUCUGUGCCUCUGCUUGCAAAACUCCUCUUCAGUAUUUCGAAAAAAUCUGUCAUUCUUUGUUGAAGAUGAAGACUUUAAACUUCUCACUCUUAGGGUGCUGUGUUUUCCCUCCGCUGCUUUCCAUGGAAAAAUAGAAAGAAUGCAUCAUUUGAGAUACUUGGCAUUUCAGGUACCAGCUGACACAUGGGACUGUUUAUCGCCUUUUACCAGCUGCCUCUUGAACCUAGAAACCCUUACCUUUCAGUCGGAUUCCUUGUUUGAGAAAACCAUUCCGUUGCCUCUCGAUAUAUUUAAGAUGGUUAAGUUGAGGCAUCUAUAUGCUAAAAAAGGGUGCCGAAAUUUCUUGGUAAGGACUCUCAAUCUUAAGAAACUUGGAUUUUAUGGAGAACUAAUAUCCAAUGAUUUAGUUUUGAUGCUCCCUGACCUAGAGUUCUUGAAAUGCCUUGAGAAGCUCAGUUUUAACAACUGCCGCAAUUGGAUCGAGGCAACUAGUGUUCCGCCAGUGACGAAGUUUCCUCCGACUAUUACGCAUCUAACUUUGAAGAAUAUACGCUUAAAUUGGAAGGAGCUAUCAAUCCUCCAAACCUUGCCGAGCCUUGAGGUUCUCAAAUUAUCAGACGGGGCCUGUAAGGGACAAAUUUGGAACACAAGCGAACUUGAGGGGUUCUCUCAACUCAAGUACUUGAGGUUACAAGAUCUGGACAUCCGAGAAUGGAAUGCUUCUGAAGAUCAAUUUCCGAGACUUGAGGUCUUAGUGGUUAAACAAUGCUUUUAUCUGGAGCGGAUCCCAAUUGAUUUUGCUAAUCUAAACGAACUUCGCGAAAUUGAGGUAAAGUGGAGCAGUCGCACUACGGAGGAAUCGGCUAGAGAGAUUCAGGAAGAGCAAAGAAAUACAAGAGGAGAUGAGAUUGCAUAA